AUGUCUGACACCUUUUCCUCCUCUUGCUGCAACUCUUCCAGCCCCCUCUUCUCCGCCUCCCUGUUCUCACCUCCUUCUUUUUCCGGCCUGGAACUCCUGUUCGACCUGAAGCUCCUCUUCAUCCCGCUCUACUCUGCUGUGGUCCUGAUCGCCUUUACCGGCAACCUCCUCCUUCUAUUUCUCAUGUGGCACAACAAGAAAAGGCACAACACCACAAACUUCCUAAUCAGCAACCUGGCGCUCGUCGACCUGGUCAUGUGCAUCUUCUGUGUCCCUUUGACGGCAUCCUAUGCUUUUGAUAAGCGUGGAUGGGUAUUUGGACCCUGCAUGUGUCAUUUUGUCACCGUCAUGCAGUCUGUAGCAGUCUAUGCAGCGGUCCUGUCCCUCAUGGCGAUUGCAGUCGAUCGAUACGUUGUUGUGGCCUACCCCAUUCGCAGAAGAGCAGGUUGCCUGUUCUGCUGGGGUCUGGUGGUCCUAAUCUGGCUGUCCUCUCUGGCUUUAUCAAUACCUACAGCGUUGCACAUCGUCUACCUGGACCUGCGGGCUGCAGGCCUGCAGAUGGCCGUGUGUGAGGAAUUCUGGGAUGGCCAGGAGAGAGGUCGCCUUAUCUACUCCUGUUUCAGUCUCUUCUUCUCCUACUUUGUCCCGCUGGCUGCUGUGUCUACUUCUUACUGUGCCAUAUCCUAUCAGCUGAAGCGGAGGACCACAUCUAGCUUGACAGCAUGUCCAGAGCUGAGAUCUGCACGGGCAGCAUGGAGUAAACGUCGAAGGAAGACCUUCUGCCUGCUGCUGGUGUCCGUCCUCUGUUUCGCCUUUUCAUGGCUCCCAUUACAGGUGGUGAAUCUGAUCCGUGACCUGGACACAGACUUCUCCAUUUUGGGGAAGAACUACAUAAACGUCAUCCAGGUGUCGAGUCACCUGUUUGCCAUGAGCUCCGCUUGCUACAAUCCUUUUAUUUACGCCUCACUACACGAAAAGUUCCUGUCGUACCUGUGCAGCCACUUCCUUUUCUGGAGGAGGGGUUAUGGAAAUGAGCAGGGUCAAGGGUCGAGCGUCCUGAAAAUGUCUAAAGUUCCACGUCUUCACACCUCUACCAUUGUGGCAGAUUUACCAUGUGCAAGUAACAUUGUUCCUCAAGACAACUACGCUUAA
Molecule: messenger RNA, 1152 nt
Organism: Limanda limanda (common dab)
Lineage: Eukaryota; Metazoa; Chordata; Actinopteri; Pleuronectiformes; Pleuronectidae
Gene: prlh2r
Product: prolactin releasing hormone 2 receptor
Exons: 2
Coding region: 1-1152 (383 amino acids)
Biological process (GO): G protein-coupled receptor signaling pathway
Cellular component (GO): neuron projection; plasma membrane
Molecular function (GO): neuropeptide Y receptor activity; neuropeptide binding
Source: RefSeq, a predicted model, not a curated record